CCUCCCCCUCCCCUUCCAUCAUUUUCCCAUCUCUUACUCACUCUCUUCCCUACAACAAACAUGGCCGCGAAAUCUGAUGGUGCACCCGUCUCUCUACGAAACGAAAUCCCACCCGAGUGUCCCUCCAGGUCGGACCCGCGGCCUCCCCAGCGCCGCCCCGCCGAGCAGCGCUACUCCGUCCCGGACUGCUGCUGGACGCUGUGCGCCCUUUUGGUCUUCUUCUCGGACGGGGCCUCAGACCUGUGGCUGGCCGCGGACUACUACCUAAGGAGGGACUACUGGUGCUUUGCGCUGACUCUGGUCUUUGUGAUAGUCCCGUCCGUGGUCGUGCAAGUGUUGAGUUUCCGAUGGUUCGCCUACGAUUUCUCGGAGACCGUCGAGAGCGGCACGGCUGCGGCCGCCGUGGUGGCGGCGUCGGGAGCGGAGGAGAGCGACUUCAGCACCAAGGACAGCGGCGAGCGGGGCGCUGGCCGCACCGCCGCGGCCGGGGUGCUGCCAGGGCCGGGCACCGGGGGAGGAGCCCGGGGCUGCUGCAGAGUCUUCAUGGGGCUCUUCCAGGCCAUCAUUCACAUCUUUCAGCUGGCACAGGUCUGGAGGUACGUCCACGCCCUGUAUUUGGGCGUGCAGAGCCGCUGGCACAGAGAUCCAGAGCGCCGUCACUACUACUGGCGCAUGAUGUUUGAGAGCGCGGAUAUCAGCAUGCUGCGUCUGCUGGAGUCCUUCCUGAAGAGCGCCCCCCAGCUGGUGCUGCAGCUCAGCAUCAUGAUCCAGGCCAGUCAGGUGUUGCCCCUUCAGGGGCUUUCAGCUUCUGCCUCGCUGAUAUCCCUCGCCUGGAUGAUCGCCUCCUAUCAGAAGGUUCUGAGGGACUCCCGAGAUGAUAAGCUACCCAUGACCUACAAGGCCGUCAUAGUUCAGAUCCUGUGGCACCUGUUCACCAUCGGGGCCCGCACUCUGGCCUUCGCCCUCUUCGCCUCCGUGUUCCAGCUCUACUUUGGCAUCUUCAUCGUGGCCCACUGGUGCAUCAUGACGUUUUGGAUAAUUCAAGGCGAAACGGACUUCUGCAUGUCCAAAUGGGAGGAGAUCAUCUACAACAUGAUGGUGGGUAUUGUGUAUGUUUUCUGCUGGUUCAGCGUGAGAGAGGGGCGCACUCGCUGCAGGAUGCUCAUCUACAGCCUGACGGUGUUCGUGGAGAAUGUGGCGCUCACCACUGCCUGGUACCUGUACCGCAGCCCUCGUACCUCAGACUUCUACGCCGUCAUUAUGGUGUGCGUGGUGGCCAGCAGCUACGCCCUGGGCACCUUCUUCAUGUUUGUGUAUUACUGUCUGCUGCACCCCGACGGCCCAGUCUCUGGGUGGGGCUAUAUUGUGGAGAAGGAGGUGCCCGUGGAGUUGCUGGCCUCCCCAGCUUCCAGCCUCCCCCCUGACGUGGUGAGCAGCCCCCCCAGGACCCUCCAGAGAACUAAAGGCUCCGACAGAGAGCAGGGGCCUGGGAUAGACGGAGACGUGUUUCAGGUACGACCACCUCGGGGAGCUCAGGCCCCGGUGACCCACCUCACACCCAGGACAGAGGGGCCUGUCAUCCGAAUAGACCUGCCCAGGAAGAAGUACCCGGCAUGGGACGCUCACUUCAUCGACCGCCGGCUGCGUAAAACCAUCCUGGUGCUUGAAAGCGCUGCCCCGGUCACGCCAAGGAUUCAGUACCGCUGUCUGGGCACACCCAAAGAAGUGAUGGAGUACGAGACCACCGUGUGAUGUGCUGAAGGUGCUGUGACUCAGCUCACCACUGUGUGGACAUCCGGCCUUAAAUAAAAUGGCAGGUGGAUGACUCUCACAGAGCAGUCUGUUUCCGCUCCACGCCUACUUGAAUGCUCUCAGUACUGUCAGGCAGCGGAGACAAACAGGAGAAGAAAAGGGGGCCACAAAGGGAGUGUGGUAUUUUUUACUAAAGGCAAAGUGCUGUGAUGUGGUCUAAUGAUGAUGGUGCAUAUAUUCGGUUUCUGUAUCAUUUCUCAGGUCAGGAUGUGGUACAGGAAGCAAGUCGACAUUAGCAGCGACGCUCGCUGUCCAGUGAGCUUAGAGAGAAGCACAGGUAGAAGUGGAGCUGUACGAUUAUCAAUAAGAGGCAGAAAGUCCUCCUCAGCGAAGGUGCUUCAGCACAUCCUCUCAAGGCGGUCGACAACAGAGACGAGCCUUCAACAUGCAUGAUUAUUUAUGGCAGCUAGAACUCAGAGAAAGAGAUGGUAAACUCUCACCCAUAAUUUAAAACACAAUCUACAAUAAAUACAAUAUAGGCACUGAUAAUCAUGGUCAUGAUUUUCCCAUAGCUUUUCACUCAUGUUGAAGGAGUCUCUGAGAAUGCUGCUGCAAAUCUGAAGGGCGGUUCAAAAGCAACAUUUGAGUUGAAUGUAAAAAACAGUUUGAAAAUGUGAUUAUUUGUGACGAGGCUUUGAGCAUUUUCAUGCUGUUGGUGGGAUUUACAACAUUCCUGUGGUACUAUAUUUCUUUUUUUUUUUUUUAAGGUAAGCUAGAACAAAAAAAGAGAUUUGUGUGUGUUUACAAGCAAUCCGUUGUUUUUGGGGACACGCCAUCAUUAUUAUAACAGGAUGCACCUUCAUUCAGAAUGUGUACGUACCGAACAAAUAACUACGUUAUAAUUUACAUUUACAUUUACAGGAGGAAUUCUACUGGUAGGACAGCUGUAUUUUCAUACUGCAUCCAACUUACACAACGGAGGAAGCAGGGCAGACAUUCAUUUCCAUGUAAAUUAAACUGUAGUAUGAAGGGGACGUUACAGAGGGACAGCACUGUCUGUAAUUGUACUGUAUCCAUAUUUUAUUGUCUCAAAAUGUAAAAAGGAAAAAAAAGAAAAAAUUGCUCCAGACUCCUAAGAGAAUAGCUUUGAUAUUAUUGAUGGUACAGGCAUGUGGUACUUUUGGUAACACUUUAUUUUACAGGUCUGUUUGACUUUUGAUAUAAAUUUUAGGGAAAAUAGAGAAAAUUUCAUGUAUUUCCUUGACAGUAUUUAAACACACUAAUUUUAUUCUUCUUAUAUGUUGAAUUUCAAACUCGCCUCUUUGCAUAUACACUGACUAAAGGAGGUUACACUAGCUUAGCUUUUAAUUGGAACUGAUUACUUGGUAGUUUGCCAAUUAAACAGUCUGUUUCCUAGUUAUAAUUAAUGCUAAAUUAUAUAAGUUAUCUCCAGGUAGCUUCCUUUGAAUAAUAUUAAGAAUUAUCGGACUUGUAAAUUAAAGCGUUACUGUACUUUCUUUUAUCAGGGUUGUUUUUCUAUUGAAUAGUCACAAGAGGGAACAUUUCUGAACCUGUGUGUGUGUGUGUGUGUGUGUGUGUGUGUGUGUGUGUGUGUGUGUGUGUGUGUGAGCUCACAUACCAGCAUGUGUAUGGGUGUGUGUGUAUGUGGGGGAAAGGGGAGGAGGAAGGAGUCUUGCCAUGUGCAUUUAAGUUAAUUUGAAAUUGUGUCACUGAGAUAUGACAGUUUUGUUGUAAACACUGUCCAGUCAGCUCAUUUUUCCCAGAUGACACUGAAAUGAACAAAUGGCCCACAGAGCACCUUUACCACCUCCACCCCUCGUUACAGUAACAAAGCCAGAGGGGGCUUCUACUAUGGUGCUAAAUCCAUCACCUAAAAACCACAUGGUGUACCAUAAAAUGGGCGUGUUAUGGCAGGAGUUGGGCGAGGCUGUACCUCAAACACAAAGCUAGAAUCAAAAAGCCUUAAACUGGUCAUGCCAGACUGUUGCUGUUCAGAGCAAGAAAAAAAAAAGAACAAGAAGGUGAAGACAAUUUCAUUUUGUUGUUGUUGCUAAAAUAAAGAGCAAUGUGUUUACCUGA
Dicentrarchus labrax (European seabass) is the source of this 3852-nucleotide messenger RNA. It is a transcript of the gene xkr7a, whose product is annotated as XK related 7a. The transcript has 3 exons. Gene Ontology annotation, biological process: engulfment of apoptotic cell; apoptotic process involved in development; phosphatidylserine exposure on apoptotic cell surface. Bases 61 to 1752 code for a protein of 563 amino acids. Gene Ontology annotation, cellular component: plasma membrane. Lineage: Eukaryota; Metazoa; Chordata; Actinopteri; Moronidae. The record is from RefSeq and is a predicted model, not a curated record.